AUGAUUUGUAAUCCACUAGAAUCCCUUGAUCUUGACUGCAGUGCACGCGAUAUCGAGGAUUAUUUUGAACGUCUUGAGAUUUGGCGGUUGACCCGUUCAAAGCCCAAUGAGGAAAAUAAAUCCGCUUUCUUUUUGAAUGCUGCCUGUAAAAAUGCUUAUACAUUAAUCAAAAACUUGGCUCAUCCUUCGCCACCUGUUUCUGUAUCGUACGAUGAUUUAAAAUCCCUCCUCUUACAGCAUGUGAUGCCAACGAACUUCGAAGCCUCAGAACGAGCAGACUUUCACUCAAUGGUACGCAGUCCGAAUCAGGGCAUCCGUGAAUUUAUCCUGGAUUUUGGAGACUUAUUGGACAUGCAAUUGAAAGAUCGGCUGAUCGCUGGCAUUAACAAGACCGUUUUGCAGAAUGAACUUCUGAAGCUAUCCAAUUCGACGUUUAAAGAUGUGCGGGCUUAUUGUGACAAUAUCAGGACAUUCGCGCCGCUACUUCAUCCAUGCCGUCCACCAUUGAACCUACAGCCAUGUUUAAUUCACUCAGGACUAAAUCCACGAAAGCUCAUACUACAGGCGGACGUUUCACACCGUUUACACAAUCUAACUCACACAAUGUGA
Messenger RNA from Echinostoma caproni, 609 nucleotides. NCBI's taxonomy places the organism in Eukaryota, Metazoa, Platyhelminthes, Trematoda, Plagiorchiida, Echinostomatidae. The record is from the annotation of a GenBank genome assembly.